AUGCGCGGCAAGGGUUACGCCUUUAUUUUACGAAGUUACCACAGCACACCCACCCUGACUGCUCUUUCAUUCUGUUGGAAAGUUGACUGCCAAUCUGUAACUGGAGAACACUCGAGUGCUGCUAGACAACGAGGGGACAGCACCGCACAUUGACACACCCUAAAGUUACCGAUCUAUUUUGACAAAGAACUCCGAGCAAAGAAUUAGUUCAAAUAACCAUAUCGAUCCAGCAUCGGAUAAUUCAGGGAAACUGUUGUUUUCUUUCCUAUUCAGCAGAUAUGAAAUCUUGCUUAUGGAUUGCCUUGCUUGUAACUCUUGUUAUAGGGACGAAAACACAAGACUUUGAUCUUUCUGAUGCCUUUGAUUUCGAUGACCCUAUAACUACUAUUCCAAAACAGCCAAAGGAACCUGCAAAGGAUCCCAGUCCAGGAGGAGGAUUUGAUCUAUUCGAUGCUCUUGGUCCAGAAGAGCCUGAGAAACCAGCUGGGAUCCCUCCUAAAGAAGGUGGAACUGAUCCCAAACCUGUAGAUCCCAAACCUGUAGAUCCCAAAAAACCAGCUGAGGAUGGGAUGGGUUUUGACCUGUCUGAUGCCUUGGGUCCAGAUCCCGUACCGGGUAAACCAGCUGUUGUUCCACCGAAAGAUGGAGGCACCGGUGGCGGGUCCUUCGGAGACAAUGACCUGUUUGAUUUGAGCGAUAACGAUAACUACAAGCCUGAUCCCGGCAAGGGAGGUGGAGCACGUGCAGCUGACCCAGCGCCCUCAGAUCCCAAUGGAGGAGGUGGUGCUCCUGCAGACCAACCUCAAGAUCUAGAUCUACUGUGGGGCCAAUUCCUGAAGAUGCUAGAUGCUAACAUGCCAGAGGGCGCCCAUGUUUGGCUUUCCAACAUAAAGCAGGCAGUGGUGCCUCUGUUAGAGAAGGCCAUGGAGCUUUUGAAUGUGGGCCAAUGAAGGAGCCCCCAGUGACUUUCAGGAAUCAGGGAGACAUCUAUCCACCUAUGUUCUGAUUGGUGCUCAGAUCUGAGGGAGUGUUCUGAUUAGUUGUUUACAUGGUGUUAAAUGGUUUGAGGUGCUUUAAAACACGUCUCAGGGCUGAUCUUACAAAGCAAUGAUUUGUACGCUCUUCUGAGAAAAAAUGGUUCCAAAAGGUUCAUUCAGCUGUCCCUAUAGGAUAACCCUUUUGGGUUCCAUGUGGAACUCUCUUUAGUUCUACCUGGAACCAAACAGGAUUCUCCUAUAGGACAGCCGAAUAACUCUUUUAGGUUCUGGAGAGAUCCUGUUUUUCUGAGUGUAGGCUCCAGUUUUCACUGGGUUAAAGCUAGGGUUAGUACAAAGUUCAGAGGUUUUAUCCCUUAAGGAGUGGGUGUGCUCUCAUCCCCUCUGACACCCCACCCUUCUCUUUACUUCCUGAAGUCAGUUUCUGAAUCAUUCCUGUGUGUUGAGCUUAUGGGAUUCUGUUUUGUAAAAUGUUACAGCUAUAAGCCUAAAGAUAGUGGUUACUGAUAUUAUCAAGGUUAUUUUUAUUGUCCCCCCCACCCGUUUUUGGGCUGCAUAUUUGGCCACUUGCCAGUGGAAACCACAUUUUCCACUGUUAGUAUGGUGUUUGAGGCAUUCUUAUGCAUUGCAUGUAGUUGUUUCGUAUGUGUGUUCCUUCUUGUGUGGUAGUCUUUCCAAAUGACAUGGCAAUUAAUGCAAAAAUAAUGAAGGUAUAUAAAGGCUAGAGAAGCCCUCUAUGUUUACAAUUUUUUUGACAAUUAUUGGUCAUAGUCCAGAUGUAAAACAGAUGUCUGACACUCAUGGGAGGUCUUUGUAUGAAUUUCUUCCCUGUGUCGCAUCUUGUCAUAGCAUGCCCGUCGUUACUGUACCCUAAGCCUGUUACUUACGAAGGCUUUUGCAGCCUAGCCUUAACAGCCCCUCACAGAGGCCUAGUCAGCACACAUUCCUAGCAUAGCCGAACUUCACAGCACUCGGUUGUGCCGAUGUGUUCUCGAACAACCGGUAAUACAGUUUGUUCACUGUAAUCCCGUUGUGUAUUUCUUUCUGUGUUACUUUCUGUAUCCUUGGAGUUGGGUUCGUGUUAUGUCCUUCACUGUAUCACUGGGUUGUGGCUUUCUCUGAGGUUUCAUGGUUUCAUGUCUUUUGUCUAGAUAGUUUUAAGAUGUUUUUAAAGAGAAACUCCGGAAAAUUUGUGUUUCAGUCCCCAUACUAUUCUGUUGCACUAUUUUCCACCCAGAAAUACUUUGCCAGCACAUUACAACCAGAGGCCGUCAUAAAAAGGCUCUCGACCACCACCUUGUGGAAUUAUGGUAUAGUUCCAAAAUGUUUUCCGUUGCUGUGCAACUAGACUAGAGCUGUAUGUUUUUGGGGAAAAAAGGCAUGUUAUGCAACAUGAAUAAUAGCCUCACUCACAAACACUUUCUUUAAUACAUUUUUCAAAGAAUUACUCAGAGAGAAAAUAUCUAGCGUGACCUUAUCAACUAAACAUUAACAAUGGAUCUUUUUGUU
Messenger RNA from Oncorhynchus tshawytscha (Chinook salmon), 2504 nucleotides. It is a transcript of the gene cd99, whose product is annotated as CD99 molecule. The coding region runs from base 279 to 950 and encodes 223 amino acids. Gene Ontology annotation, biological process: T cell extravasation; positive regulation of neutrophil extravasation; homotypic cell-cell adhesion. Lineage: Eukaryota; Metazoa; Chordata; Actinopteri; Salmoniformes; Salmonidae. The transcript is spliced from 12 exons. The record is from RefSeq and is a predicted model, not a curated record.